CAAAAAGCAACAGUGCGCUCCGCUGCACCCGCACAUCCCUCUGCCCGCACAGAUGCCAAACCAGCCAACCGGAGGGAAGAGCGCGCGCCCAGAGGAUUUAUGAUCAUAAUUUCAUAUUAAUGAUUUAAACUCUUUUCCUUUUCUAAUCAAAGAACUCUCCAGGGGAUCAUGGAAGGUUUGGGGAAAGUGUUUUUAGUCCAUCACUGGUUGUCAGUCAUGUUUGACUCCUGCGUAAAGUGGAGCGCAGCGCGCGGGCGCGUAACUGGACUUAUUGGCUGUGUGUGCGCGUGAGAUGAAACACCUCGACCAUGAUUCUGGCUUUGAAUUAAAAAUGGGCGCGAAUAUUCCGGACUCCAACUCCAGCGGCAACUUGACUCCCGCGGUGUCCGAGGCUGGGACCGCGCUCCCGGGCUACCUGGUGGUGAUCCUGUCGGUGCUCAUGGUGGGUCUGGUGGUCGUGGUGGUGGCUGGGAACGCGCUGGUCAUCAUGGCUUUCAUUGUGGAUAAAACCCUGAGGACUCAGAGCAACUACUUCUUCCUGAACCUGGCGAUAUCUGAUUUCCUCGUGGGUGCGUUUUGUAUCCCGGUGUACAUCCCGUACAACCUGACGGGCCGCUGGAUUCUGGGUAAGGGUCUCUGCAAGGUGUGGCUGGUCAUGGACUACCUGCUCUGCACUGCCUCAGUCUUCAACAUCGUCCUCAUCAGUUAUGACCGCUUCCUGUCAGUCACACGAGCAGUGAAAUACAGAGCGCAGAGGAACAUGACCCGCCAGGCUGUGCUCAAGAUGGUGGCCGUGUGGGUGCUCUCCUUCCUCCUCUACGGCCCGGCCAUCAUCUUCUGGGAGGUGGUCAGGGGACACAGUGUCGUCCCGGCUCAUGAGUGCUUCGCUGAGUUUUACUUCACCUGGUACUUCCUGCUCAGUGCCUCUACCUUCGAGUUCUUCACACCCUUUGUGUCUGUGGCUUUCUUCAACCUGAGCAUUUACCUGAACAUCCACCGCAGGAACAAGAGCUUAGGAGCGUUCCCUGAGGAGGACGUGAAGGUGCAGAGGAUCAGUAAGAAGCACAAAGACGGGACGGGCUGGUCCGUGUUUUUUGUGAAGACUCGGAAGGUGUCAUGCAGUGAGCCAGCUGCUAUCUCUCCAGUCAUCGAGGACGAGGAUGUCGUCUCCUCCAGUGGGGACCCGACCACCAGUCAGGUCUUCACUCAGAGGGAGAAGCUGUCUCCCAACAAGAAGAACUCACGGCUGUUUCAGCACUCUGCCUCUUGCAUGGCGCCCGGACGCAGGGCGCAGGGAUCACGCCUUACACGGGACAAAAAGAUUGCCAAAUCUUUGGCCAUCAUUGUGUGUAUCUUUGGGAUCUGCUGGGCUCCGUACACUCUCCUGAUGAUCAUCCGUGCAGCCUGCAGCGGUACAUGUGUGCCACACUACUGGUACGAGAUGACAUUCUGGCUCCUCUGGCUGAACUCGGCCAUCAACCCGUUCCUGUACCCGCUGUGCCACAGCAGCUUCCGAAGGGCUUUCUCCAAAAUACUGUGUCCUAAGAGACAAUCAGUCCAACCUCAGAUCGAGGUCCAGUCCUGCUAGAGGAACUUGAAUGCACUUCCAUGCUUUAUGAAUGCAGUAACUACUGUCGGUCAAACACUGUAAAAACCCAUCAACUGUUCUUCCAUCCAAAUAAUCUAGUUUUCAAAAAGAGGAGAAGUGCUUGAGGGAAAGGUAACUAGAAUAUUUUUAACAUGGGCUCUGGGUUUUAUUAAUUUGACUGACAGGUUAAAAAAGUUUAGAUUCGCUCCAGUAUGUUGUCUCAGCAGAGGUGAAACAGACUGUUAUGGAUCAGAAUCAGAAGUAACCCUGGAGGUCUCAAACGAGGAUGUUGAGAUGUUAGAUGUUAAGUCUACACCUCUGUCUAAGUUUUAAAUAAGUGAGUUAACAUGUGUCGGAGUUAUCUCACUCUUUGGGCUGCUCUUAACGCCAGAUUUUAAAGAGUUUUUUCUACCCCAGACACUUUUUGACAUCACAGACACCGAGAGCUGGCCAAUCAGAGGAGACUGGGCUUGUGUGGAGGCCUGUCCUUAAAGAGACAGUACCUGAAAUCUCUUGUCAGACACCAGAGUGGGAUACAUAAGGAGAUUUUAAAUUUGAACUAUAAAACUUGAAAUUAGUUUAAUAUUGGAGCUCUAUCGUUCAUCCUCUUGAAGGUCAUUUUUUCACAGAUGACAGGCUCAGACUGUUGAUGUUAGGAUCCCUUCACAGACAGUCUUUCUGGUUAAAAAGGGAAGAUGAUUUUUUGAACAACACAGCUGCUAAAUUAUUCUCUGCUAAACCAUCAGACCCCAUUAACAAAGACAGUAAUAGAACCUCCCACAACAAGGGUGUUUUCAGUCCAACGCCUCAUCUCUGCUUAGCCUGCGAAUGUGACUGGUGUCCGUAGAUCCAUAAACAAACAGAUGAUGUCUCUAGUGUCCAACGUUAGGAGGUGCAUUUCUUUAAGCUAAGCUAGCACCAUAGACUGUAUAAAUAAUGGACGUUGUCUCCGUGAUCCAUCUGUUCCUGAAGCCCUGUUCUGAAGCUGAUCGUCGGUGGGUGCUAUAUUGGAAAUUCUUAACUCAACCUAACUUCUGUGGAGCCAGUGUGAGGUAAAGAGGCGGGCCUUUAGCCUCCUCGCUAACAGCUACAGUGCUCCUGCCUGUCAAUAAAGUCAGCCAACUCUUUCUGGAGUUUUCCAGGUAGCAAAACCGGCUUGCUCAAAACCCAGCUUAUCCUGGUUUCUGAAAUCUGAGACGGUGCAAACACCCCCUCUUUUUCUGUGGAGUCAUGUGGCUUUAAGAUGAGCAGUGUAGCAGCUGGUUCUGCUUCUAUCACAAGAAAAGAAAGAAAGAUCGUCUUCUCACAAAAGUUUUGCUCCUUUUUGGGCAACUUAGUUUUCAGGACGUUUGAACUAUAUGAGCCCGUCGGGGACAACACAAGAACUUCACCGGGAUUGUUUUCCACCUGACAGCCGAGGUAAUCCCCUGGAGCAAUGUUGAAACUGUUUAGACCUCUUUGUUGGAACGUGUUAGUUAAAAUGGAGCCCUGGUUUUCAAAUAGCAGAGUUCCUGCUUAAAGUGAAGAUUGUGACUCUACAUCUGACAGCAAUAUGACAAAUGAGAGAGGAAAACACUGCUCUUAAACUUUUCCUGAUAAUAAUAAUGGUUAAACUUUAAUGGCGGGGGAUGCGGAGGCUGGGAGCACCUUUAAGGAGUGUAUAAUUGCACCUUGAUUAUAGCGGAUGUCAGAUAUUUCAGAAUGUAUUCAGAUCUCUGAGAGCGGGACAGUAAGCAGUGAUGUGUUUUUGACUUUCUCAGUCUCUCAUGAGCCAAGCGCUGAGAAACAACGGAGAGAUGUUGAUGACUGUCAUUUAGUCUGUGGUGUUAUUAAGCACAAAGCUGUCGGAGCGUCUGAAGGAAGCACAGUGCAGAGAAACAAUCACUUAAAACACAGGAGCCGUGGGAGUGAAGGAAGGAGUUUAAAAUCUUCAUCACCUCUCUGCCUGCACAUGGAAAUAUUUCACUUUAGACUUUGAAACACAUCGCUGAAGAAGAAGAAAAAGAAGUCAUGCCUGUCGUGGUGCAGCAAUAGGAUGAUCAACGUGGCGUCCUCAGAUUGUGAAGCAUCUGAGGAGGAGAGGAUUGUUUUUAUCUCAUGUUUAUUUAUUUUCUCUUAAAGUGGGCUAUGGGCAACACUGAAUCUGCACUUAAUCUGACACGGUGUCUGUCGACGAUAAAUGUAAAGCACUAUAACAUCAGAGUUUUGUAUAAAAUAUCUAUGCCAAACUAGAUGUUCGUGUCUCGGCUAUGAUGAAUGUGUGUCGGUGUAAGUAGCCAAAGAAAGAAUAAAGAAAAGACUGCCCUCA
Messenger RNA from Notolabrus celidotus (New Zealand spotty), 3896 nucleotides. RefSeq names its product histamine H3 receptor. Bases 293 to 1588 code for a protein of 431 amino acids. The record is from RefSeq and is a predicted model, not a curated record. NCBI's taxonomy places the organism in Eukaryota, Metazoa, Chordata, Actinopteri, Labriformes, Labridae. Gene Ontology annotation, molecular function: histamine receptor activity. The transcript has 3 exons. Gene Ontology annotation, cellular component: membrane. Gene Ontology annotation, biological process: adenylate cyclase-activating adrenergic receptor signaling pathway.